GGCCAGCAAGCGACCUGGACGACAAACGCCAGAUCCGACAGCCCAAUACACCGGGCUCUGGCUUUGAAAGGUAAGAAAAGGUAAGAUUUGCAACUCGCGGCCGAGCGAAAGUUGCACGCAAUACGACCAUCCGCGCAACCAAAGGAGGCUGGGAAAUUCGAGGCGAACGAACUCCUUUUUGUCGAGGUGCCAAAUCCAACCCCCAAUUUCCAAACGGAACGACCAAGUCGCAGGCUGGCGGGACGCCACAAAAGAACCCAAAGAACCCGAGGAACCGUCGCAAGUCACCGCUUAUUACGACCAUCACGACUGUUACGACAAUUGAAACGACUCUUUUCGAUUCUUUGUUUCCAACAUUUUUUUCUGAGUUUUCGAUUACAGUCGACCGCCAUCGCAUUCGACGUUGGGAACCCGGCGACCAGUUGGCCCCUCAUUUUCCAAACAGGUCAAGCCACAACCACAAGUUCCAAUCACAUGCAACAACCCUCUCGUCGCUGCCAAGCUGAUCCGAUCACCGACGACUACUUUUAACCAUCAAAAUGGCGGAACCACCGUCCUCGCCGCCUUCGGCCGAUGCCACUGCCGAGGAUGCGUUGGCAUGGUACAAGUCGCAGUAUGAGCAGUUGGAGCUGGAGAUGCAAGAGUUCCAGGAGUCGAGCAAGUUACUAGAGAGCGAACUCGAAAACGAGCUGAGUGCUGCCGACAAGCGGGAGCGGGAACACAAGGAGAAGGUUGAGAUGCUAGGCUACCAGGUCGAAGAGUGGAAGACCAAGUACAGAGAAGCAAAAUCGGAGGCCAACGCCGCGCAAAACACACUAGAGAAGGAGGUUACAUCUUUACGGGAUGCGAACAGGUCUCUCCAGCUGAAGCUGCGGGACAUCGAAGUAGCCAACGACGACUAUGCCCGUCAAGCGCGCAACACUACCUCGUCGUUGGACGAUCUCGAAUCAAAAUACAAUGUUGCCAUCGAGAGGGGCGUACUGUUGGAGGAGGAAAUCAAAAUUGGUGAACAGGAAAGAGAGACGCUACGCAUUGAGUGUCAACGGCUGAAGGAUGAGCUAUCCGACCUCAAGAUCGAGGUGGAUAUCCUACAGGGAAAGCUCAAGGACCAAGACAUGCGACAUCUUUCGGCACUUUCCACAGAAAUGUCGGUUCCCGACUCACCCUCAUACGAUCACUCCCCCAGCUCAACGGCCAGCUCGCCGCUCAUCACUACCCCGCCCGACUCCAAAUCUGUCGCAACCGCCGAUACUCUAUCCGAGAUCCAAGAUCCCCCAUCGCCGCCCAUGUCUGAUGCCUCUGCACCACUUCCUAAACCGAAACAGAACCCCCUCAAGACGCCAGGUCCAUCGACGCAGAGGAAGUCGAGAUUGCCUUCAGGCGACAACAGUGUUACACCCAAGCCUAGGCAGUCUCUGGCCGCUACCUCCCGCGCCCCUGGCAGCCGCGUCGCCACAACCUCCAGCGUCCGUACACCUGCUCCAAGGCCUACGAGGACAUCGGUCGCCCGCGCUGCGUCGCACAGAAUCCCGCCCUCGACAUCUCUGUCACAUAUCCGAUCGCUUACGGAGAAGAUGCAAAAGCUCGAGGCACGCGUGCAGAGCGCUCGUUCCAAAUUACCAGCGCCUAUUCAUACUCCCCCACGUGCCUCACCUCGAUCAUCCAUCGUUGUGCCUUCGACAGUCACGAUUCGGUCUAGAAAACGAACAAUCGGUGGCAGUUCGACGACAUCUUCGGCGGCGGAAGAGGCCACUCCGACAAAUCACAGGCAAAGCCUUACUGGAAAUAGCAAUUUUUCGGCCAGCACAAGCCGAAGUCAUGUGCCAAGACUUAGUACGUCUGGCGUGUCGCGAUUGUCGUUUGGCCCCCUCCCCAACAGAAACCCGCUCGACUCAGAAUCGUCACGACCCAGCUCGCGCGCCUCAGUAUCUAGUUAUGUGCCGAGACCAGCGAGCAGGACAGACCACUCCAGGGAGAGCAUGCCGCCACCGCGGCCAGUUAGCAGGACAUCUAUGAGUGGGACAAGAACGCCGCUGGGAGUUCGUCCCAGGAGCUCACUGGGCGGAAGCGUGCAUUCCAGCUCUAUUUGUGGAGGAUCCGAAUCGGAGGAUGCGUUUGAUCCAGAACUAAGGACGCCGAGCCGGCGCGGGACGUACAGCAAGUUCGACAUUGACGGCAGUGCAUCCACAAGCGCGAUCCCCAUGCCCAGCAGUGCAAGGAGGCAAAGCGGUGGACCUGUUCUUGCAGGGAGAAGGAGUAGCGGUGUCGGGUUGAGAAGUAGUGGUGGCGACGGGAGAAGUUCCGCGCUGGGGGACGUCGAUGAGACAUACUAGACUAGACAUCGGCAGGUUACUGCCGGCGGAUGAAAUGACUGAUAUAAUACCCAAGAUUUCCUUUGUCUCCUUUCGUUCUUUUUCAAAGGUCUGACGAUCUUCUUCAUUUUAUUAUUGCUUGAUAGCACCUUUCUUCCCUCUUUCAGGGUUCGUUGUUUGAUUGCUGGGCGUACAAUCUCCUUUCUAGGGUGCAUCAGGGUUACUACAGAAAUUCGGGGGUUUGCGCAAAGCUGGUCAAGGGCGGUUGAUUAUUUCUUUUGUCGGCCUAGGAGACACGGUUGCCGUUGCAACUUCUUCAUGAUAUACCUAUACUUACU
Pyricularia grisea is the source of this 2650-nucleotide messenger RNA. RefSeq lists its product as uncharacterized. The transcript has 2 exons. Gene Ontology annotation, molecular function: microtubule binding. Gene Ontology annotation, cellular component: kinetochore; kinesin complex; centrosome. The record is from RefSeq and is a predicted model, not a curated record. Lineage: Eukaryota; Fungi; Ascomycota; Sordariomycetes; Magnaporthales; Pyriculariaceae. Bases 540 to 2333 code for a protein of 597 amino acids. Gene Ontology annotation, biological process: centrosome localization; vesicle transport along microtubule; microtubule nucleation.